GCCAACACACUACUCCUCCUUCCACAACAGCAACAAUCUUCAUUACUUCCAUUUUCACACCACCAUCGCCAUGUCUACGAAAGGAGACUGUGGUCACCACCACGGCUGCAAACGCCAUAAACUCUUCCGUCGAAUCUUUGCCGGCAUCCUCGUCUUCAUCCUUAUCGUCCUCAUCGUCAUCCUCCUUGUCUGGGCCAUUCUCCGCCCCACCAAACCAACAUUCGUCCUCCAAGACGCCACCGUUUACGCCUUCAACGUCUCUUCCCCCAACCUCCUCACCUGCAACUUCCAAAUCACCAUCUCUUCGCGUAAUCCCAACGACAAUAUCGGUGUUUACUACGACAAGCUCGAUGUUUACGCCACUUAUCGGAGCCAACAAAUAACCUACCGGACGGCGAUUCCUCCCACUUAUCAGAGCAGCAACGAGAUUAAUGUUUGGUCACCGUUUGUUUACGGCACCGACGUGCCUGUGGCGCCGUACAAUGCUCUUUUGUUGAGCCAAGAUGAAGGUACUGGGGUUAUUCCUUUGUUGUUCAAGCUUGAUGGACGGGUCAGAUGGAGAGUUGGGACCUUUAUAUCGGGGACGUACCAUUUGCACGUGAAUUGCCCGGCGUAUAUCGAUUUCGGGUCGAAGCAAGCCGGGAUUCCCCUCGCGAAUAACGCCGUUAAGUAUCAGCUUGUAGUGAGGUGCAGUGUGAAUGUGUAAACGAUGGCUGACCGCUCGAAGAAGAAGAAGAAGAAGAAGAAGAUGGUUCCGUUAAAGUAGCGUUAUCUCUUUCCUCUUUUGCAAACCGUUUAGUUUUUUUUUUUUUUUUAAAUAUUUCUUUUUCUUAUUUUUAUUAAGAAUUACAUUGUACAUUUUGCUAUAGAACAAUAAAGGGAGGAAAUGAAAACAAAUAGCAAAAUUACAAUUUGUGAAGAUGUCAUUUAGAAAAAGAAAAUUAUAAAUAAUAAAAUAAAUCAGUUUUUGUCUUU
This is a messenger RNA of Mangifera indica (mango), 975 nucleotides long. Its product is annotated as NDR1/HIN1-like protein 1. Bases 71 to 706 code for a protein of 211 amino acids. Lineage: Eukaryota; Viridiplantae; Streptophyta; Magnoliopsida; Sapindales; Anacardiaceae. The record is from RefSeq and is a predicted model, not a curated record. Gene Ontology annotation, biological process: defense response to other organism. The transcript has a single exon.